AUGAGUGGCAAACCUAGUCCUACAACUGGCCUUUCUAGCCUGCCCCUCGAUCUACUUAUACGCUACAUCGAUAACGUUUUGUCGGCUAUCAUUAACCAGGACUUGGGCUGCAAAAUAAUUGACAGUGGAACAGAGCUAAGGGAUUUAGUACAACCUGUUGCCUCAGACUUUUCUAAAUUGUUUGAUGGCAUUUCAGAUGCUGCAAAAAUGUUCUCGGAUCAGGUAAUUCGGAUCUUAAUAUAUUUCUUUCUAGUUGCAGUGGGGCUUUUGGCGAUAGCUAAUGUUUUAGAAAGAUUCGACAAUAUUUCUGCAAAUGACAGAGAAUGCAUAGACCUUCUUAAAGCUAUGCUUAAGCUGGGUAAAUACUUGAAACAGAUGAAAGAUAUCAGUGCUGAUUUGCACAAAGAGACUUUAGAAUGUAUAAGCGAAGCUGUCAAAUUGAUAGUUUCUGGUGCGAUUUUGUGUUGUUCCUUUAUCACAUCGAAUAAACUAUCCAAGUUCCUGUUGACUAGGAAGAUCCGCGAUGAACUUGUCUAUGUUCGGGGGAAAGUAGAUUCUAUGAAAGCGGAUCUGAUGCUUCAAAUGCAAGUUCUGACCAUUACGACAUUUACCUCCUAUCAUCGGCAAAAUAAUGUUACAGGUGGGAAAGAGGAUAAUAAUUUUCUUGGAAUAACAGACCAAGACCACUCCGAGCAAUCCAAAGACACGAACAGUGAGAUUGAGGAGAGUUGUGAAACAGAGCUCGAAGGAUCAGAGUCAGACACGGUUUCUUCUGAGGGACAACAUAAUUGUAGUGUGGUAAAUGAGCCCGAACUACUCAAAAGACCGCUAAGUAGCUCUCUCGGGCUGGGUAGAUUUCUUAAAAAGAAGAUUCCAAAAAUAUUUGGACUCCAAAAACCUUCAAUUGAGUUCAAAUGCGACGAAUUGAAGCGGGCAACAAAAUGGUUUACAAAGGAUUCCAACAAUAUAGAAUCAAUAAUGUUGGUGAAGGAGAUCCAAACAUUUCCAAUUGAGUUCAAAAGCGACGAAUUGAAGAGGGCAACAAAAGGGUUUACGAAACUAAUAGGCGAAGGUGGUUUUGGGAGAGUUUAUUAUGGAAUUCUGUCUGAUGGAAAACGAGUUGCAAUAAAGAAGUUGAGCAUAGAAAGUCCUCAAGGCAAAAGAGAGUGGAUGAACGAGCUGACUCAUCUAUCAAAGCUAUGCCAUCGAAACAUAAUAGAGUUGGUGGGUUACUGCUCUGAAGAAGAUAGGAUGUUAGUCUACGAUUACCUCCCACGAAACCUGUCAAGCGUGAUUAUUGGAGAAAAUGAGAUGAUUAUGGACUGGCCAACAAGACUCAAGAUUAUAUUGGACAUAAUAAGGGGACUCGCAUAUCUUCACGAGGGUGCAGAUGCGUGUAUAGUGCACAGAGACGUUAAACCCAGUAACAUUCUUCUGGAUGAAAAUUUCAAUGCCAAGAUUUCUGAUUUUGGUUUAGCUCGAGUAAUGAGAUCGGAUCACGUCCAAUAUGUCAACAUGGAGGUUUAUGAAAAUGGCUUGUUGUUUCUAAAGGAUGCAACUAAUUUUAUUAGCCAUGAAACAACCCGUACUUCUGGAACACUGUAAAAUCGCCUUAUCCUUAAACCCUUCAUAAUUAUGAAAAUGAUUAAUCUAUGCAGUUGGCAAAUUUUAGGGGAAGAGUACUGUUUUCAUGUUGGGAGCUGAUUAAUGUAUUUUCUUUUCCUUGUUGGUCUCUACAGGGGUUAUAUGGCUCCUGAGUAUGCUAUUCAUGGUCAUCUAAGUACGAAAUCAGACGUUUACAGCUUUGGAAUCACGCUGUUAGAAAUCGCCUCUGGCAGAAAAAUUUUUGAUAUCACAGUCGAUGGCCGGAUGCUCAUCCAGCAUGUAAGAAUAAUACUUGCAUAUAUCGUUACUAUAACCGUUAUUUGUAGGGGGUUUAGCAAACUAAUAUCACAAUUUAAUUUCUUGUUUGGUGUGUGAACGCAGGCGUGGAGGUUAUAUGAAAAGGAUUGGCUUCAUGAGCUAAUCGACCCUCGAUUGCUCAGCACCGACGGUUUAAUUUAUUCAAGCAGCGUGUCAAGAACAGUUAAGAUAGGUCUUUGCUGCAUUCAUAAUGACUACGCAAGACGCCCAUCGGUGUCACGAGUGUUAGCAAUGCUUUUAUCAGAAGAAGAGAUUCCAAAUCUCAACCGAGAAGAUGAACCCUUUUCAGAUUUACGUUACAUGAUAGGUGAGAGUAUUCACACAGAUAUGCUGAGUGGUGAGUCUGUGGAUUCGAGUUACGUGAGAGGUGAGAGUUUUCACACAGAUAUGCUGAACGAGGAGAGUUGUGAAUAUUGAAGAGCCAGACACAGAAAACGUUACUCGCAUCUUUUAAGAAAUUUAGGUUACGUUUUCAUUUCAAUUUAAAUUUCAAUAAAUUUAUUCUUCUACAAUUCAGUCUUCUCGAAGUUAUAGAAGAAUGUAAGAAAGACCAACAUCUAUUUUGCGUGUAACAAUCAAAGUUUAAUUAAAUUUAUAAACAAUUUAAUUU
This is a messenger RNA of Cryptomeria japonica (Japanese cedar), 2533 nucleotides long. Its product is annotated as G-type lectin S-receptor-like serine/threonine-protein kinase SD2-2. The record is from RefSeq and is a predicted model, not a curated record. Bases 1 to 1605 code for a protein of 534 amino acids. Gene Ontology annotation, molecular function: protein kinase activity; ATP binding. Gene Ontology annotation, biological process: protein phosphorylation. The transcript has 8 exons. NCBI's taxonomy places the organism in Eukaryota, Viridiplantae, Streptophyta, Pinopsida, Cupressales, Cupressaceae.